AUGCUGCCGGCGUAUCUCUGGCACAAAGUCUUCCGCUACCUGCUGCUGCCACCCGGCUCCUCCCACCCUGAGAGUCCCCUCGUCCGGGGGAGACGCAAGGCGCCCUGGUAUCUCACCGCCACAACUCAGCCCACAGCGGGCAGAAACCUGCCCGUGAAAUUUGCGGGCCCUUCUUUCACAGCAGUCGGGCAGCACUGGAAGAACGUGAGGAGCAAUGGCAGUGGGUGGGCGCUGCUGUGCUGCGCCAUGGCCAGCAAGAGGCUCCUGGCCCACGUCCUCUCCUUCUCCAAUUCUCAAAAGCGCCUCCCUCACCUCCCUCUCUCUCAAACUCCGCGGCUGUGGGAAUCACUUUUGAGAAUUCUCAAAAGCGCCUCCCUCACCUCCCUCUCUCUCAAACUCCGCGGCUGUGUCGACAAAUCCUACCUGUACGACGAUCUACCAGAGGACUGUGAGGACGAUGCGGAUGAGAUGUUCUGGGUGCAUGCCUUCGAUUGCCCGGCGCUGCAGCGGCUGAAGCUCGGCCGGGGCAAGUGGAACCUCCAGGAGGAAGGGUGA
Closterium sp. NIES-65 is the source of this 555-nucleotide messenger RNA. The record is from the annotation of a GenBank genome assembly. NCBI's taxonomy places the organism in Eukaryota, Viridiplantae, Streptophyta, Zygnematophyceae, Desmidiales, Closteriaceae.